CAGGCACGUAAAAAGAGGAUUUUUUCCUCAAACGAUAUUGUAUGUGGAUAUCGCUUUGCUAAAAAGAUUCACAAAGAAAGACUGAGAGAUGUGUGGACAUCCGAAGUUAACUCUUACUUAGACGGAGUGAGUUUCUAUUACAAAAGAAACCCUGCAGGCCAGGCAAUAGCCCUGCAAGGCCAAAUGUGGAGGACAAAAAAGGAGGGUCUGGCUGAGGGGUGCACGGUCAAGGGGAAGAAAGAGGGAAGUGGAGGAAGAGUUCUUGAGCUUUUUCUGGCUAUUAGCUUCAACAAAGUGGUUAUAGCUUGCCAUCCUUAUGAACACCUAGUUUCUUUAGGAAAGCCAACAAAGGGCCCUUCCACCUUUGGCUUCGAGAUGGUGAUCUGA
Messenger RNA from Porites evermanni, 387 nucleotides. The record is from the annotation of a GenBank genome assembly. NCBI's taxonomy places the organism in Eukaryota, Metazoa, Cnidaria, Anthozoa, Scleractinia, Poritidae.